Panicum hallii is the source of this 432-nucleotide messenger RNA. RefSeq lists its product as uncharacterized. Lineage: Eukaryota; Viridiplantae; Streptophyta; Magnoliopsida; Poales; Poaceae. The transcript has a single exon. The record is from RefSeq and is a predicted model, not a curated record. The coding region runs from base 1 to 432 and encodes 143 amino acids.
AUGGGGUUGAACAUCUCCAAGAUGCUUACCUUUAGUAGAGCUCCAUUCUAUGGCAUCGUCCAGGGAAACACGGCUACACCACUUGGUUCAGUGGUCCUGCCAGUCACAUUCGGAACGAAAGACAACUACCGCACGGAGUACAUCAAUUUUGAGGUGGCUGACUUCGAGUCGUCAUACCACGCCAUCCUCGACAGACCAGCUUUGGCCAAAUUCAUGGCCGUGCCUCACUACAUCUAUUUACUACUCAAGAUGCUAGGCAAGGCAAGUAUACUCACUUUCCAUGGUGUCUUGAAGAAAUCGUACAACUGCGACCAAGAGGCGAUCGAGUACACCGCGACAUCAAGCGUGCCAGAACCUUCUGCGGAAGUCUGCACGGCCGCGCAAAAUCUCACUGACUCAGAGAUGGAGAUUCCCAAUCAAAGGCCUAGCUAG